CACUCCCAUAUACUAAAAUCGCACUCGCCCUUUUGUUUCUUAUAACCCACGUUAUUUGGAUUGGAUAUCCAUUUUCCGGGCCUCGAAAAGGCUGCCAGAGUGGGCAGUUCACCCUAUAUAAACCCCUCUUCUUCUCUGCUCUGUUUCGUCUUCAAAUUCACAUCUGCAUGUGUUUUCCUUUUCUCUUUUGAUUUGGGAAAAGAAAAAUGUUAAGAAAGAGAGAUUCGAUAGUGAUUAGAGAGUUCGAUGCUAGUGAAGAUUGUAUAGCAGUGGAAGAUGUUGAACGAAGAUGUGAAGUCGGACCAAGCGGCAAACUCUGUCUUUUCACCGACCUCUUAGGUGACCCAAUUUGCAGGGUCCGCAACUCCCCUGCUUUCCUUAUGCUGGUGGCGGCGAUGGGCGAUCAGAACGAGAUAGUGGGGAUGAUUAGGGGCUGUAUUAAAACCGUUACAUGCGGUCAAAAACUCUCCCGCUCUGCCAUCCCUAACUCCGAUCAUCACCCCCAAAAACACCUCCCUGUUUAUACUAAACUCGCUUACAUCUUAGGCCUCCGUGUUUCUCCUGCUCAUCGGAGGAUGGGAAUUGGGAUUAAGUUAGUGAAGAAAAUGGAGGAGUGGUUCAGAGAUAAUGGUGCAGAGUAUUCGUACAUAGCAACGGAAAAAGACAACGUAGCGUCGGUUAAUUUGUUCACUGAAAAAUGCGAAUACUCCAAGUUCCGUACACCGGCCAUCCUUGUCAACCCUGUUUUUGCUCAUCCACUCCCUUUGUCCAAACGCGUCACUAUCCUCCCACUCUCACGCUCCGACGCUGAGAUUCUCUAUCGCCGCCGUUUCUCCACCACUGAGUUUUUCCCUCGCGAUAUUGACGCCAUCCUUAACAACCCCCUCACUCUCGGCACUUUCCUCGCUAUCCCACGUGGCACUUACACGCCACACACCUGGCCCGGUUCAGACCGUUUCUUACUCGAACCGCCCCAAUCUUGGGCGGUUCUUAGUGUUUGGAAUUGCAAUGACGUGUUCAGGCUUCAAGUACGUGGAGUUUCACGCCUUAAGCGGAGUUUCGCUAGAACGACACGCGUUUUGGACAAGGCGUUUCCCUGGCUCAGGCUCCCGUCGGUUCCGGAGCUCUUCACGCCGUUUGGGUUGCAUUUUAUGUAUGGGCUGGGCGGAGAGGGACCCGAAGCUGGGAGAAUGGUGAAGGCGCUGUGUGGGUAUGCACAUAAUCUGGCUAAAGAGAAAGGAUGUGGCGUGGUGGCGACGGAGGUUUCCGCCAGAGAGCGACUCAGAGCCGCCAUUCCUCACUGGAAAAUGCUGUCAUGUGAGGAAGCUUGGUGUAUGAAGCGGUUGGGUGAAGAUUUCAGCGAUGGCUCCGUCGGUGACUGGACUAAAUCGCCACCUGGCAUGUCCAUUUUCGUCGACCCUAGAGAAUUCUAAGAUUCUAAUUCUCUAAUCUCCAUUUACAUCUAUCUCCACCAUUACAGUUACUUUUUUUUUUUUUUUUUUUUUUAUAAUCCUAAAAGAAAAAUUGUACUUCGUUUUUUUUCCUUUUUUUUUUUUUUCUGUUUUUAGGAUUAGAAGGGGGAGAUUGUGUGAAAAAGCAAAAAAUGGGGAAAGGGAAAGGUAAAGAAAAAAGAUCAUAGAUAUGGCUUUUUAUUGUAAAAGAGAAUAUCCCUAACCUUUUUAAUUUUUUUUUGUUUGACUUUUUUUUUUCCUCUCUCUCUGUGUCGU
This is a messenger RNA of Benincasa hispida (wax gourd), 1727 nucleotides long. RefSeq names its product putative N-acetyltransferase HLS1. Gene Ontology annotation, molecular function: acyltransferase activity, transferring groups other than amino-acyl groups. NCBI's taxonomy places the organism in Eukaryota, Viridiplantae, Streptophyta, Magnoliopsida, Cucurbitales, Cucurbitaceae. The record is from RefSeq and is a predicted model, not a curated record.